AUGGUGCAUUAUCCGCAGGAAACAGAGUACUCGGAGAAGUACAGCGACGGCACCUACGAGUACCGCCACGUCAUACUCAACAAGCAAAAGGUGCGUGCCGUGCCAAGAGAGAGGGGAAUCCUCUCAUUGUGAGGUGAGUCAAGUGUGUGUCGCGCAUGCACUGCAGGCUCGUCAGUACGCCAAGAUCCAGGCCGAGAGCGGACAGCCCCUCUUGACAGAGCCGCAGUGGCGGUCUCUCGGCGUCACGCAGUCACGCGGAUGGAUCCACUACGAAGUCUACAAGUGAGCGAGCGGUGAAGGAAGCAACACCACGCACCGACACAAACACAGCUCAGUGAGCUGUACGCCACGCCCGUGUCUGUCUUGUCUUGUGUGUACCAUGUCUGUCUGCAGGCCAGAGCCUCACAUCUUGCUGUUUCGCCGCGCCCUCGACAGCAGCAACAGUGCUGCCGCAAAGGCUAAGGCGGCUCCUGCGCCGCGCAUGGGGCCGCUCAGCCAGAAUUCCAGCCAGCAUUCGCAUUCCCCGGCAUACUGAUACUGCAUGCCAUGCCAUGCCAUGCCAUGCGGGACAGACGAUCUCUCACACGAGGGGAAAGCAAGGCAGCUUGUGUGUACGCGUAAAACGGCUCUUUGAGAGGGGCUGGGUGCGUGAGUGGAUGGAUGGAUGGAGCCAUGAG
Molecule: messenger RNA, 677 nt
Organism: Vitrella brassicaformis
Lineage: Eukaryota; Vitrellaceae
Source: the annotation of a GenBank genome assembly